AUGCGGUCCUUUAUCAAAUCUCACAAGAAGUCUACCUCGUUUGACGAUAGUCCUAAACGACAUAGCAACUUCAGCACUAAUACUAAUAAUAGCCCUCAAAGGUCGAGCAAUGAUUCAUUGGAGUUUCUACCAUCCACGCCAUCACAAAUGAACUAUGAUAAUAUUCCCACAACAGCAAAACACUCCCCGGGUUUCGAGUCCUUCCACCGUUUGGCGAACAAAACCUCGAAGUUGUUCAAAAAAACAUCAAACUCAAAUUUGAACUCUUAUCUAGCUUCCAAUCCAGCUCCCAAUUCAAAUGCACCCACUUCAAACUCAUUCAUAGUUCAGAAUCCACCUUCUAAACAGGCUGCACCACCGCCACCGCUGCCACUUCCACUCUUACCUGCCUCGUCCACUUCUUCUUCUUCCCAAUACGACAAUGACGUUGAAUCUGCUGGGUUAAGAAAUUCUUCCCCCACCAACGGUCUCAAUAAGGCCACGGACUCUUUGCCCGCCAUUAAGGGAACCAUUACACAUUCGUGGGGGGUCUCCUCCAAGAUUGAACCGCAUGUUAUUAUACUGAACGACCCUGCUUCCCCCGCAUCGAAUACAUCUGACGCGACCUCCACGAAGCAAUUUAGACAUUCAUUGCUCGUGAAUGAAGCAUCGUCUUCUUCGUCUUCUAACUUAGAACCUGCUAUAAGGAUAUUGAAUAAAUGCAAGACCAGUGAUAGUGGUAAUAAUGGGGAAGAUAAUGAUGAGGAUGAAUUUGAUGACGAGUUCCCAAAGAAGGAAAAGCAUAUCUACAAAGCGCUAGCGUUGGCUAAAAACCGAAACAGACAAGCAAGAAUCCAUUCACAUGACGAUAUAAUAAAUCUGGGGAAGACAUCACAAAUGGAUAUGAGUUUACUAGCUGCUGCGUUUUCCGGAAACUCUACUAAUAAUGACCAGUCUUCUAAUGAGCAGAACGACGAGAAAAUUUUGGACAUAGAGAGAGUUGCUACCACGUCCACUUUGACUUCAUCUGAAAACUCUUCACUAAUAAAUAAAUCUCCCGAAUUUUAUAAUCAACCGCUCCCCAUUUCCCCCAAGAUACGACAUGGUGAUUUAUUAUCACCGCAUUUAGACGUCAAUAACAAUAAACAUCAAAUCGAAAUGUCACACAAGAAAAAGGUAAGAAUCAACUUGGACAAGAAAGAAAGAAAGAACAUUUAUUUUUUCAGGAAUAAUUCUGACGAAUACACUAACAAUGAAAAUGUAACCUCAGAAAUGUACGAAAUCCAUGACCUUAAUGAAGAAUCGCCUGGCGAAGAAGCGGGAGAAGAAGACGACGACGAUGAUGAUGAUGACGAUGACAACGAAUCAGAAUUUUCUUUUGAAUAUGCAGGAAUAAACGUAAGGACAUCGUCAGUCAAAUAUUACUCCAAACCAGAACCAACGGCCAACGUAUACAUUGACGAUCUUUAUGAAGACGAGAUUUUUGAUGACGAUAUGAAUUGCAUAGAGGAUGGCGAAAGCGAGAUGGAGGAGAAUGAAAUGGGCCAUUUAUCACCCGGGUUUGAAGAAACAGCCCUAAACAACAACAAAGUUAAAAAAUAUAAUGACCUUUUUGAAUUGACCGAUGACGAUGACGAUGACGAUGACGAUGACGAUACCGAUGACGAUGACAAUGAUGGUGGCGAUGAUGGUGGUGAUGACAAUGAUGAUGAUUGCGACCAAGAAGAACUUGGAAGUAGAAAGGAAAGCAAUGGCAAUGAGUAUGGUGAUUACUUUGUAGAAGGUGUAGCUGAUGACAAAGAAUCCUUUGAUGAAUUGACCAUAUUGCCGAGAACUGAAAUUGUCAAAAAACCCAUUCAGAAAUAUAGUGAUCUCUUUGACUUGUCUGAUGAAGACGAGGAGGAGGUGGCUGGAUCUGAUUUAGAGUCCAAAAGUUUUUCUGAUGAAGCUCCCAGUAUAGACAGUGAUAAUACUGCAUUGCAUGGGAAGCCAACAUCGACAAUCUACAGCCAAUCUAAUAAAAAUAUAAUGACACCUGGGAUAACAUCAAAGAAUAACCUGGGAUCAAAAGGUACUUCAAGCGACCGUAAUGAGCAGAUGUCUCCUAUGAAUACACCUCUCGAAUCUACUAUUUCUAAGCCUAAAGUCGAAUCAUUUUCAGAUAUUUUUAAUAUAGAUGAUAGCGAAAGUGAUAGUGAAAGUGAGGAUAGAACCAUGCUCAACAAUCCUGAUGAUCUGAUAUCCAAUAAUUUGAAAAACGAAUCUUCCUUAGAGACUGCUUUACAUGAAAACAACUUAGAACCAUUUUCUUCCAAUAAUCAACUUUUACAAUUGCCUCAAACACCCGCUAAAAUAUUUAUUACGCCAAGUAAUUCCGCUAUGUAUUCACAAACUAGUACAACUAGCGAUUUUGGUGAUGAUGAUGACGACACAGAUAGUAUUUCGCGAACUCCAUUCCAACUUAUAGAACCAAGCUUUUCAAACCCACUCCCCUAUGAGAGCCCACAUUAUCCCUUGCCAUUCAAUACCCCUCCACUUCCACCACCUGCAAGAUCGCAAUCACUAAAAUACCAUGAUUUAAACUGUGACCUGGAUUCGGAACUCCCCAGACCAACGAGCAACCUCUUCUUCAUUAAUGAGGCUGAAGAAGAUGAAUACAAUCAGAAAAAUAAAAUCCAAGAUUAUGACCAUUAUGAUAUUGAUGAAAUUAAUGGUGUUCCCGAAGAUUUCAAUUUUUCAGAUUCUGAAAGAGAUGAUCCUAACCGUGGUACAUUGAAAUCGCCUUUGCGACGUGGUUCCAGAAAUAAAGAUGUAUCUCCAUUUUCAUCUUUGUCCUCGUCCUUCAGAAGUACACAUAGUUUUAAUGGGAAAUUGACAAUCAACCAGGGUGCCAAAGAGCUGGCUCCAAUGAAAAAUAAGAUAGAAUUGACCAACAAGACUGUCACCUUUUUCAAUAACAAUAGCAAUUGGAACACCUACGAUAACAACUCGCUCUCACGUAAGUCUUCAUUGCAAAUGAGGGACAACAAAUAUCAAAUGCAUACCUCUCAUCAAAACCUGGAACUUCCAAAUGUUCUUUCACAACAACCGAAAAAUCAAACCGAACUGGACGAAAAAGAUAAUGAUAACUAUGUAAUCUCACCCACUUUACCGAAAACUGUAACGCCUACCAAUUCAUUCAGCAAACCUACAUCAGAAUUCUUGAACGAUUAUUCAUUAAGUCCCAUCCAGGAGACACCAUCUUCUGUUCAGAGCUCGCCAAGGAAAGCGUAG
Saccharomyces eubayanus is the source of this 3252-nucleotide messenger RNA. It is a transcript of the gene ZRG8, whose product is annotated as Zrg8p. The record is from RefSeq and is a predicted model, not a curated record. The transcript has a single exon. Lineage: Eukaryota; Fungi; Ascomycota; Saccharomycetes; Saccharomycetales; Saccharomycetaceae. Bases 1 to 3252 code for a protein of 1083 amino acids.